CAAUUCCUCAUAGCUUAAGUUUCAAGGAAAGCUUAAGUUUUUCAUGAAAACAGUAUAGUAGUAAAAACAUAUAUAAAGAAACAUAUAUCUAUACUUCAUUACAACUUAUGUAUAGCAAGUUCGAACACUGUGUAACAUUCUAAACAAUAAUUCGCAGAAGAGGUCGUCAUGCCUGCAACGAAAGAUGAAGUUGAUCAACUUAUUGCAUCUCAUACCAUUGUGAUAUUUUCUAAGACGAGUUGCCCAUAUUGCAGAAUGGCUAAGCAGAUCUUUGACAAAUUGCAAAAGAAAUACAAGUCUAUCGAAUUAAAUGAAAGGGAUGACGGAGAUGAAAUCCAAUCUAUAUUAGGUGAAAUGACUGGAGCUAGAACAGUACCUAGAGUAUUUGUAAACGGAGUAUGCUUGGGAGGUGGAACAGACGUGAAGAAAUUAUACGAGAAAGGAGAAUUACAAAAAAUGUUUUAACAUGUUACUUUUGUACUACUUAACUUGUUAGAAUUAUUUGUUGUUUCUUUUGUCUAAAUUAAUAAAGAUUAUUAUUUGCAC
Messenger RNA from Frieseomelitta varia, 546 nucleotides. RefSeq names its product glutaredoxin-C4-like. Gene Ontology annotation, biological process: cellular response to oxidative stress. The coding region runs from base 169 to 465 and encodes 98 amino acids. The transcript has 3 exons. Lineage: Eukaryota; Metazoa; Arthropoda; Insecta; Hymenoptera; Apidae. The record is from RefSeq and is a predicted model, not a curated record. Gene Ontology annotation, cellular component: cytoplasm. Gene Ontology annotation, molecular function: glutathione disulfide oxidoreductase activity.